Molecule: messenger RNA, 1281 nt
Organism: Symbiodinium necroappetens
Lineage: Eukaryota; Dinophyceae; Suessiales; Symbiodiniaceae
Source: the annotation of a GenBank genome assembly
GCGAUCAAAACGGUGAGCGAGAAAGACUUGCAGAAUUUGGCAAACAUUAGCGGGCCGAACGUGACGAUUGAGGAUUGGAUGGUUGGACUAGGGAGGUGUGGCAAGGAAUGUCUGAAAGACAUUCAAACCUUUGCACCGAAGUCAGACAGCCCUGUCGACCGCGUGCCGCCGCUCAUGCUGUCACGGUGCAUGCGUGGCGGCAAGACCACUUUCUUGGUGUAUCUGUUCGAGUUGGUGAAAGCAGAGCCCGGAUACCUUCCAAUUUUCAUAAGUUUCAACGGAUUUUUUGGGAUCCAGCGAAAGAGAGGCGAAAGCCGGUUGCAGACAAUUCUGCGAGCCAUCGCAGUCACUUUGCUGCCAGCUACUCCCACUGACACUCAGAGCGUUUCUUGUGACGAGGACACAUUAUGUGAUCAUCUCGAAAGACAAAACGGCAUCAUUGUACUGAUGAUUGACGAGCUCAACCUCCUGGUGCCAAAAGGAACAACAGACAACGAAGUGGCAUCGUUUCUCCGAAGGGUCUUCCUAAGUCGAGAAAACAGGUACCUCGUGUUUACCACCCACGAGCCGUUUGAUGGAUCUCAAAUUGCAGAAUACACAGGAGGCAAGUAUUCCUGCGUUGCUCCGCAGUUGGAAGCAGCAGUACAGCUUCCAAGCCAGGGCGACGCGAAAUGGAUUUUGUGCUAUGCGGCACAGAUGUGCUCGUAUCUGAAUCAGCUGGAGCUUGCAGAUUGGAUCAACAGGCUUCAGACGGAUGCAUCCGACCCUCUGUCUGGCAAAGGCUGGGAAGUGCUAGUUGUAUUGGCUGUGGCAUUCCGCUGCUUAGAAGCAAUGGCCCGUGGUCACGCAGGACAUCCUCUGCUUGGCCUUCCACCUAAGCCAAACAUCCAAGAAUGCUAUUUCUGGGAUGUGCCCCCCGAAGUCUCAACGCUUGACGAAGCACUGGAGUGGUGGGCACGGCAAGACAUUCCUCCGACCUUCCCCUUUGUGGCAGUCCUGAAUCCACUAUGCUCAACAUUUGAGAUGUUCGACUGCAUCCUCCUUUAUCAGAGACAGGAACUGGGUGUGCGGCAUGUCCGAGGUUUCCAACAAAAGGCUGGGCGCACCUACCCCGACAAAGCUGCCCGCCAAGACGUAGACUCUGUGUGGAUGCAAGGCAAGGCCGCUGAGAAUAGGCGCAGCGAACAAGCCCUAAAUUGGACCUUGCCCAGUGCGGGCGAAAUUCGUGAAUUUCUGGGCGCAUCUUUGCGGGAUCUCUUUCCGAAAGAACUUGACACAUGA